Gastrolobium bilobum is the source of this 2264-nucleotide messenger RNA. Its product is annotated as patatin-like protein 6. The coding region runs from base 398 to 1807 and encodes 469 amino acids. The transcript is spliced from 4 exons. Lineage: Eukaryota; Viridiplantae; Streptophyta; Magnoliopsida; Fabales; Fabaceae. Gene Ontology annotation, biological process: lipid metabolic process. The record is from RefSeq and is a predicted model, not a curated record.
UGUAGAAGAAUGGAAUGAUUGGUCUGAGGCUGAGAGUUUGCUGAACUACUAGAGGUUGAAAGCGAGUGUUUUUUUAUUUUAUUUUUUCUCUUUUUUGUUGGGUGUUCGCUCAGAGAAAUAUUAAAAAUUGCUUCUUGAUGAUUGGGGAAGAAACAUAAGAACAUUAAUUGACGAUGAGAGAUUGCGGAAUAUUCAAAAAAUUUGUUGGAAUGAGGCGUCAGUUCCGAGGUUAAUUUUCUCAACAACACCCAGAGGUUAAAACCCAUGCAACAGGCAGGCGCACAAGUUUGUUAGAGGGAAAAACAAAUCUCGUUGAUUCUGUUUGAAAGGAGGGAAAAAACAGAAAAAAGGAGGAGAGUUUGUUAGAGGAAAAUUUUCUCGGAAAAAAAAAUAAAAAAUGGAUAGUAGUAAUCAAGGAGAGAUGCAAGAACCGAGCAUUGAGACCGAUAAGCUCAGCUACGAAAUCUUCUCCAUUCUCGAAAGCAAGUUCCUCUUCGGUUAUGACGAUGAAAAGCUCUGGUUCCCCAAGCAAAUACCUACCACGCCCAUUGAUCCCAAACCCGAAGCUCAACAACCGCCAACCGUCGCCGCUGUUGACGGUGUCUCCGCCGUUAAGAACCAGCGUGGCAAGAUAUGCAUACUCGCCAUCGACGGCGCCGGGAUGCGAGGGAUUCUCGCCGGAAAAGCCCUCGCCUACCUGGAGAACGCGCUGAAGAAAAAAUCCGGCGACCAGAACGCCAGAAUCGCAGAUUACUUCGACGUCGCAGCCGGCGCCGGCGUCGGAGGCAUAUUCACGGCGAUGCUCUUCGCCACCAAGGACCACAGCCGGCCGAUUUUCUCAGGCGAAGACACGUGGCGGUUCCUGGCCGAGCAAGGAAAGAAGUUCUACCGCCAGGGUUCCGGCACGGGCGGCGGCGGUUCAGGAUUCUUGAAAAAGUUAUUCAGCGGAGGAGGGUCCGGUUCGGUUGGGUCUGCCACAGCCGGUUUGGAGAAAGCCGUGAAGGAAGCGUUUACGGCAGAGAACGGACGGUGUUUAACACUGAAAGACACGCUUAAACCGGUUCUGAUACCGUGCUACGACUUAUCGAGUACGGCGCCGUUUUUGUUCUCACGUGCGGACGCGUUGGAAACAGACAGCUUCGAUUUCCGUCUGUGGGAGGUUUGCCGCGCGACUUCGGCCGAACCGGGUUUGUUGGAGCCGGUUCAAAUGCGGUCCGUUGACGGCCAAACGAAGUGCGUGGCGAUUGACGGUGGUUUGGCGAUGAGCAACCCGACGGGUGCGGCGAUAACGCACGUGCUUCACAACAAACAGGAGUUCCCGUUCGUGCGUGGCGUGGAGGACCUGUUGGUUCUUUCCCUUGGAACGGGUCAGCUCUUAGAGGUAAGCUAUGACUUUGAACGGGUCAGACGCUGGACGGCCAAGGAUUGGGCCCGGCCCAUGGCCCGCAUUUCCGGUGACGGCUCAGCUGACCUCGUUGACCAGGCCGUCGCCAUGGCCUUCGGACAUUGCCGUAGCACCAAUUAUGUUCGCAUUCAGGCCAAUGGGUCAAGUAUGGGGCGAUGUGGACCUAAUGUGGAUACAGAUUCAAGUCCCAGCAAUGUAAAGAUGCUGAUUGGAAUAGCAGAGGAGAUGUUGAAGCAGGAGAAUGUAGAAUCAGUGCUCUUUGGAGGAAAGAGGAUUGGGGAGCAGAGUAACUUGGAGAAACUUGACUGGUUCGCUGGAGAACUUGUUCAGGAGCAUCAGAGGAGGAGCUGCAGAAUAGCUCCCACUGUUGCUUUCAAGCAAGCUACCCCAAAAGCGACCUAGGUCAUGGCCAAUAGUUCCAAGAAUCAACCUAAAGAAAAAGGGAAAACUGAUAUAGGAGGCAAAAACAAGAAGCGGGAGUAAGGAAAAAGAAAAGAAAGCAGAUAGUAGCAGUAUAGCAGCUUUACUUUUCAAGAUAGACAAAGAAUGCUAGGGAGUUGAGUGAAAAGGACAAGUAGUGUAAAAAGAGUACAAAAUCUUUGUGGGAUGCUUUGCUCACCGCAGGACAGACAUUGUGGUGUCCCCUCUACCUUUGUAUUAGGGUAAGAAACCAAGAAAGCAAAGCAAAGUGUCUUGAGUUGAAGCUUUUUAGGGUCAAACAUGAAUCAAGUGUGAAUUUUUUUUUUUUCAAAAUUGAAUAUUCAGGGUGGAAAAUUGGGUUACAAUAUUCCAUUCUAGUUCUCUUCUUUAUUUUUUAAGGAUAUUUUGUAAAUGUCUUUUUUACAUUAAAAAAGUUUCA